GAAACGGAAGCGAAAAUAAAAAAACAAAGAAACAGAACGCUGAAGCGCUGAACACCUUCACAGGAGGAGAGGAAAGAGACCAUGGACAGCAGCGCCGCCUUUGCAAGUCUCCAGCCAAACACCUUCCUGUGCCGCUCCCGCUUUUCCUCCUCCUCCUUCUCUCUUCUCCCUCCUUCCUCCAUCUUCUCCUCUCACCGCCCACUCCUCUAUCCUCUUCAAUCUCUCAAGCUGCAGAAGCAAUUUGUCGCUCCUGCUUCCUUUAAUGUCAAUCCGGUGCCCUCUCCUUUCAAGACCGAUGCCAUACUUUCCGACGCUUACAGCACGGAAACGUCUGAAUUGGCUGACAUUGACUGGGACAACCUUGGAUUUGCAUUUCUCCCUACGGAUUAUAUGUAUAUUAUGAAAUGUCCUCGAGGUGGAAGCUUUUCGGAAGGCGAAUUACAACGUUUUGGGAAUAUUGAGAUGAGUCCCUCAGCUGGGGUCUUAAACUAUGGACAGGGAUUAUUUGAAGGUCUAAAAGCCUACAAGAAAGAAGAUGGUUGUAUUCUUCUUUUCCGUCCUGAGGAGAAUGCUAUGCGGAUGAGGUCAGGUGCUGAGCGGAUGUGCAUGCCAUCACCCACAGUUGAACAAUUUGUGGAAGCUGUAAAGAAAACUGUUUUGGCCAACAAACGUUGGGUUCCUCCACCAGGUAAAGGCUCCUUAUACAUCAGGCCCUUGCUGAUGGGGAGUGGAGCUGUUCUUGGCCUUGCACCUGCUCCAGAGUAUACCUUUUUGAUUUAUGUUUCACCUGUUGGAAACUAUUUUAAGGAAGGUGUAGCUCCAAUUAACUUAAUAGUUGAACAUGAAUUGCAUCGGGCAACUCCUGGGGGAACUGGUGGUGUAAAGACUAUUGGGAACUAUGCUGCAGUUCUGAAGGCACAAUCUGCUGCAAAAGCCAAAGGAUACUCUGAUGUUCUCUAUCUUGAUUGUGUUCACAAAAAAUAUUUGGAGGAAGUUUCCUCCUGCAACAUUUUCAUUGUCAAGGAUAAGGUUAUCUCCACUCCGGCUAUAAAAGGGACAAUCUUACCUGGCAUCACCCGAAAGAGCAUAAUUGACGUUGCUCGAAGCGAAGGGUUCCAGGUUGAGGAGCGUCUUGUGACUGUAGAUGAAUUGCUUGAUGCUGAUGAAGUUUUUUGUACUGGAACAGCUGUUGUAAUAUCACCCGUGGGCAGUAUUACCUAUAUGGGUAGAAGGGUUUCUUAUGUAGAAGACGGGUUUGGGACGGUGGCACAACAGCUCUAUUCUGUUCUUACCAGUCUACAAAUGGGCCUCAUAGAGGACAAGAUGAAUUGGACUGUUGAGCUGAGUUAGGAGGCAGCCAUCCAUCUUUCCCCCACAUCUAGUUGUGUUCUUUUAUGUUGGAUUACCGUAUAGUUUGAAUAAGAAAAGAUGAUUCCCUUGCUUGCAUUUCGAUUUCUGCCAGGAGAUCUCUUCAUUCCAUUUGUCAUCGGAUUUAAUUUUCAGCCACCUUGUUUCCUUCCCACUAAAAGUUAUACAUGUAGAUAGUUUUCUGUGGACAGUUUAUACUUUCUCGGAUCUGUUUUCACUUACCUUUCUGAAAUGAUGCUUGAAUGGUUGGAUAUCUACCUAGUCAUUGCUCGUGAAGACCUAAUGGUGGCAGCCAAUUAUGGGUAGCCCAAAUGGAUAUGG
Rubroshorea leprosula is the source of this 1689-nucleotide messenger RNA. The record is from the annotation of a GenBank genome assembly. NCBI's taxonomy places the organism in Eukaryota, Viridiplantae, Streptophyta, Magnoliopsida, Malvales, Dipterocarpaceae.